This is a messenger RNA of Austrofundulus limnaeus, 179 nucleotides long. RefSeq names its product kelch-like protein 18. The record is from RefSeq and is a predicted model, not a curated record. Gene Ontology annotation, molecular function: protein binding. Lineage: Eukaryota; Metazoa; Chordata; Actinopteri; Cyprinodontiformes; Rivulidae.
GUUGGGGAUCAUAAGUUCAGCGCUCAUCGGAUUGUUCUGGCCGCCUCCAUCCCGUACUUCCACGCCAUGUUUACCAACGACAUGAUGGAGUGUAAGCAGGACGAGAUCUUGAUGCAAGGCAUGGACCCCAGUGCUCUGGAGGCUCUCAUUAACUUUGCGUACAGUGGUCAUGUUGCCAU